This is a messenger RNA of Capsella rubella, 1242 nucleotides long. RefSeq names its product putative F-box protein At5g41510. Gene Ontology annotation, molecular function: protein binding. NCBI's taxonomy places the organism in Eukaryota, Viridiplantae, Streptophyta, Magnoliopsida, Brassicales, Brassicaceae. The record is from RefSeq and is a predicted model, not a curated record. The transcript has a single exon. The coding region runs from base 1 to 1242 and encodes 413 amino acids.
AUGACGACGAUGAUGAUCUCUAAUCUUCCUAGGGAUUUGCUAGAGGAGAUUAUUUCUAGGGUUCCUUUCAAAUCUAUGAAAGCAGUGAGAUUAACAUGCAAAACUUGGAAAACUCUAGCCAAAAGUAAAGUAACAACACCAACAAGAGAAGGAGAGACUAUGACGAUCAUGGUGUUGCCUCAGAAACUUUAUCUAAUGAGCAGCGUUGUCGACUUUGAUGCAUCUAUACAGAUUCAAGGUCAGAUCAGUUUCCUUGAAAAACAAGUUACUAUAUCUAGAAUUCGUCACUAUGAGGGUUUGUUGUUAUGCAUCUUGAAAGACAAAACUAGGGUUGUGGUUUGGAAUCCUUAUUGGGGGCAAACAAGGUGGAUCAACCUCCGAUAUUCGCAUAGUCCACACGGACAUGAUAGGUUUAGUUAUGCUCUCGGAUACGAAGAUAAGGAAUCUUGUCGUAGCUUUAAACUGUUGAGGUUUCUAGAUUAUUUCUAUCAUGCAGAUGGUUUUUUUUGGUAUGAAAUCUACGAUUUUGACUCUGGUUUAUGGACAACUCUUGAUGUUACUCCAUAUUGGGGUAUAUAUUGUUCUUCCGGCAGUGUUUCUAUUAAAGGAAAGGCUUACUGGAAUGCUAAAAAAAGGAGCUUAAAAAGUCGAACUGAUUACAUAAUCUGUUUUGAUUUUACAAGAGAGAGAUUUGGGCCGCUUUUGCCUAUGCCGUCUAGUGUUAAGGAUAGAUACAUAUAUGUGACUUUAUCUUGUGUUAAAGAAGAGAAUAUUGCAGCUUUAUUUCAGCACCACGAACCAUAUGACUAUGAGUUUGAGAUAUGGAUUACGACUAAGAUCGAGGUCGAAAUGGUGUCGUGGAUCAAGUUCUUGAGAAUGGAUAGGAGUCCUAAGAUAGGUCGUCCAUAUAGUUUAUUCAUUGACGUGGAGAAGAAAGUCUUUAUGAGUUCCUGUCGAAAAUGUCUCAAUGAAAAUGAUUCUUAUUAUCCUGUCAAAACAUCUAUUAGCAUCAUUGGAGAGGCUGGAUACUUGAAAAAUUUCGAUGUUGGAGAACAUUUAGACAUACACUGUAAUCAAGAUGAUAUCGUUUGUGUUCCGUAUGUUCCAAGUUUGGUCCAAAUCAAGAAACAUGCACGAGGCAAUAGGAUAGAACAAAUUAGUUUAGAAAAUCGUCGGUUUGAUCAAAACAAGUUGAGACUUACCUCACUUGAAAAGUCUAGGAGCAAGAUGAUAUAUGGAUAA